Molecule: messenger RNA, 2218 nt
Organism: Mya arenaria
Lineage: Eukaryota; Metazoa; Mollusca; Bivalvia; Myida; Myidae
Product: probable G-protein coupled receptor 139
Exons: 3
Coding region: 158-1441 (427 amino acids)
Biological process (GO): G protein-coupled receptor signaling pathway
Cellular component (GO): membrane
Molecular function (GO): G protein-coupled receptor activity
Source: RefSeq, a predicted model, not a curated record
AACUAGACUAUGAAUGGCGUCAGCUCUAAAUAAAAAUAAGUGACAUUCUUGAUAAUUUUAAAGUUGUCAAUCAUUUGUGGAUUUAAUUUUCAGAACGAAAUUGUCAAAGACUAAAGAUACAACAGUGAUGUAUCCAGUUGGAAUUCUCUAGUUUAUUAUGAGUUACAGUGAACCGGAUACCGAGAUCCAAUCAGCAAUAAUGACGCCGGUGUUAAAUUUGACGUCAACGUUAUACCAGAUACUCAUGGCAAUGCAAAUGGACCCAAACAUGACGUCGGAGAUUCUUGCACUACCACCAGAGGAUCAGCUUCACUUCAUUGAAUCGCUGAACCUUAACUCGGACGUUCAAUCGGUAGACCUGGAGGAUCAGAGAAUGCUUAUUCCUGAAUACAGGGUUAACAAAGCCAUAGGCCUCUACCUUCCCCCAUUUCUCCUACUGAUGGGAACGUUUGGGAAUGUCAUGACCUUUCUUAUCUUGAGAAAUAAGGCAAUGACAAGACAAUCCACGAAUUUGUUUUUGGCCGCUCUCGCUAUCGCCGACUCCACAGUUUUGCUUGUUGGCUUGCUGCGACGAUGGCUAGGUGAUAUAUUGCAAAUGGAUAUCCAGAGUGAGUCAGAUUGGCUUUGUAAGACAGUGUCGGUUCUUGGUUAUAGUAGCAGCCAGUUUUCUGUGUGGCUAAUCAUCGCAGUAACGAUUGAACGUUAUUUGGUGGUAAGCCAUCCUCUACACACUUCUCGUUACUGCAACCUUACACGCGCUAAACGUAUUAUUUCUUCGCUCGCUUUAUUGAUCGUGGCCAUUAACAUUCAUUUUUUGUUUACGGUCUCGGUGCAUGAACACGAACACGGAUUAAAAGAAUGUGGCUCAAUUGCCGAAUUCAGGUUACUAGUAACGGUUGUUUGGCCAUGGAUAGACGCUUCACUUUAUGCGCUGUUACCAUUCUUGCUAAUUGUCGUAUUUAAUUCUCUGAUUAUUAUACAAACACUGAAAGCGACGAUCUGGCGUGCGGCUCAAAAUGGACCACUGAUAAAUACUGCAGAUAAAAGAAAGGUGUUUAAAGACAAUAACAUAAAAUUGACCGUGAUGCUUUUGUCUGUGUCUAUUACAUUCCUAAUUACUACAUUUCCGAUGGCAAUUGUAAUGGUUUUUCACAGUGCAUGGAGUAACGAUUUCGAGAACGUUCCGUUAAGUGUUAUGGCACAGCGACAAUUGCUAAGGACCUCAGCUGAGAUGUUGAUGUUUCUGAACCACUCUGUGAACUUUUACUUAUACUGUGCACUUGGACAGAAGUUCAGAAACCAAGUUUUGAAAACAUUGUGUCGAAGUACUGUAUCUGCGAAUUCAAACCUAUCUGACCAUAGCCAACAUCUAUAUUGCUCGCGUGUUAAAGGCUAUCAUGUUCACAACAGGACCACGUGUUUUGACGAGACAAACUUAUGACAAUCAAUUCAGGCGCGGAAACCACUCACUCGGGGACGUCUACAUAUGACCUGUCUUUCAAAACAAGACCCACAACAACAAAAAUAAAACUAUUCAUUCGAGCAAAAUAUAUAUGAAAAACUUCAGAAAAGACAGUUGUCGAAAUUUUAAACAUAAACCCCGUGCACAAAAUCAACGCAAAAGACAUAGAAUUCAAAAAAGAAACAAUCACAAACCAGAAACAUGAAUCAACAGCACAGUACAUACAUACUAUAUAAACAACUAUGGGUGUGGGUACCUCCUUUGAACGGUCAGUAAAAUGCAUAUUUACUGGAGCUCAAACUAGUUUGUUUGCACAGCCUCACUCUUGUUUCAACAAUCCCAAAUAAAGUAAAAAAAUAACUUCAGGUAACUUAAAAGUUAAAAAAAAAUCAAUCUUAUGGGUAAAACCCAAUUAUUUUUAUAAUUAGGGAACCCGACUAUAUAUGAAGGCGAGUAUUAAAAUUUCACAAUUACUACCUAGCUCGUACAGGAAUCUGUUAUGAAAUGGAAUCCGUGUGUCUAUAAAUGAGGAAGUAACUAAAACGCAGACAAUGUUGCUUCAAUGAAAGUGUGUUUCACUUAUCUGUGAUACCUAAAAGAAAUCUAAAUACAACCGAGUUAUUUAUCUUUUUGAAGUGCAAAAUACAUCGCUUUUUGUUUUGAUUUGUGACGCGUUUUCAAAAGCGUUUCGUUUUGUAACCUUAUUGUUAAAAUUGUGUUGUUGUUUUUGUAAAUGAAUACAGAUAUUUGAUUGUU